Messenger RNA from Amoebophrya sp. A120, 2964 nucleotides. NCBI's taxonomy places the organism in Eukaryota, Dinophyceae, Syndiniales, Amoebophryaceae. The record is from the annotation of a GenBank genome assembly.
ACGACUUGCCACUUGAAUUUUAUUUUCUCCCCGCGGCUCUUCUCAGUGAUUUACUAUUACUUCCUCCUCUGAAAAUUAGUUGCUCCCCCCUGCCGAUGUGCUAUCGUACGUAGAUUGGUAAUAUCUUAGUACAACUGUAGACCACCUGGCUGCGCGAUUAUUUUUCUUCGAAAUACCCUACUUCUAGCUACCUCCCUUGUUUGUUUCUGCUUUAUUUUUGAGCAUGACUAGCACUAGACAUAGCUCCUCAAUCGCAUUCCAGCCUCGUGCGGUUUCGUUUCUGGGGCUCAUUUGCUUUUCGUUGUUCGCCGAUGAAAUUUUUCGCCGAGGCGCUUUCUUGUCUGGGCAACGGCUUUGUCUGGGUGCGUUGGGUCUUCAGUUGUACAAGCCCGUUCGGCGCCGAGGAGAUGCUGCAACUUCGGGCGGGAAGUUGGUGGAAAGAGCAGAGCCUCCGCAGCACGGGUCAAAACCGAGAUCAAUAGGGAACUACGGCGUAGCUGUUACAGAGGACAGACCAGCCGGUGGGACGGAACAAACUAGCAACAGAAUAGUACGAGGGGGCGAGCAAGAAAGUGGUGAAAACGUUGUCGCACCUUGGCCCGCCAAAAGGAAGCUGAUUGGUAUAAAAACUACUCUUCGAUCUCGAGUAGUCCGAGCGACGUCUUACCUGUCCCCGCACGAGGACCACGGAGCCAGCGGAACUACGCCGAGCGAUGUUGAAUCCAAAUUGCCAUAUGCUAGGACACGCAACACUAGCAAGGAUCAGGAAGCAACAAAGAUAAUAAACAGAGGUUCCCGAGGUAUCUUUAUCGCUCAGGCUGAAGGUGGAAAAGGAACGGCAGGAGCGUCCUCAGCAUCUGCUUCUGUAUCAAGAGAAGAUAUUAAUCGUCCUGUCGCUGCGGCAGACGAAUAUCCCCAUCCAGAUCCGCGUCGAUCACAAGAUAAUUUAUCGGAGAACACCAGCGCCAGUCAGACAGUUGAGAACCCGAAAGGGACGCUCGAUGGCGUUGAAGGGACGACGACCGCUGGCCUCCCAAUCUCUGGAGGGACAGAUGAAGGGACAUUCGUGCAGCAGAGUCACACAACAAAACCACAGGCAGGAUCGCGCGGCGCUGCAAUAUUACCAGCCUCAGCAGCACAGCUUCCAUCUGCGGGAGGUCACGCUGCCCGCGGCACUUCAGACAACGUAGAAAAGAACGACGUGACACCUUUUGGUCCUGGUGAAGAUGUCCUUAAGUCGGAAGCAGCACACAACAAGCCGAAAAAUUGGAAGGAGCAUGAGCACAAGGCUACUCGCACUAGUUUGGUGCAGCAGACGGCAGCACAGUUUUCAACGCCUGGAGUUGUUUCAGGAACACUGCCAUCGUCGCAAGUAGGGGCGAGUAUUAGUAGUGGCAAGACCGUUCAGGUGGAGCAGUAUAAGAACGCAAGAACGGGCACUGCGACCACGAACAACAGUGGUUCACCGAAAGAUAUUCCUCGGCAACAAGGCUGGUAUGAAUCUUGGUGGGGCAUAUCGCUGCUGGUACUAGGCGGGGUGAUUCUUCUUGGAACCUGUGUCCACGCCAUGAGGCACACACUUUCUGCGGCUCGGAGCUCGGAGUAUGGGAGCGGCGCGAUCGUAGUGAGCGAAUCCUCCUCUGCGUUUGCCGGGAUGGACAGCAACUACCUAGAAGUGGUUGACACGACGUCGGUUCCAGGAGGUCAGUCUGGGAACGACGACAGCCAACGGGGGCGACCGCGGACCUCGUCCAAAAAACGGAGCGUGAAGAGGAAGAGCGGUAGGAAGCUUUCGAAGGGCAGCGCGAUGAUCAUCCCUCGGGGACAAAGUUCACUUACGAGGGAGCAGACAUCCAGAAAUAUGACAGCAGACACACCGCAGAUGGUGCUAUCUGGUAGCCGCGGACCGACAGCAUCAACACUGUCCUCGACUCCUGGUGGCUCUUUGGCAUUAGAUGGACCCGGAAAUAGAUUUACGAGUAAUCGCGAAAGUAACAUAGUCGAAAGUGCGGUGCUGGUCGACAAGCCAUGGGCAACGGCGCAAUCAGCUGUGCCGGCACUAAAGUUCAAAGCCAGGUUGAAGGGGACAGGCGCCGGCUCUUACGGAACUGAGACUUCAUCUCCGACAUUCGCGAAUAAACCAGCACGGAGACGAGGCGCUGGAGAAAGCUCGGAUGGUGUGGUUGCGGUCUCUGAUGCUGAUACAAGUGGUUCGAGAACUACCGAUGAGGACGAGCAAACACCGAGACAAACUCCCAGGGAGGACCUGACAGGAAACAAAGGUGCGUCGUCUCCUCCAGCAGCAUUGACGCCGGCGCGGACAGUUGAUGCGCAAGUGUCGAUCAGUCACCAGUCGGCGGGUGCAGCUCCGGCUUUCAAAAGCGAUAUCAUGCAAACGAGAGGAAGGCAGCCUUUGCAAGGUACCGGCGUCGUACCCAAUUUUCUCUUGCGGCAACAAGGUUCUGGAUCUUCCAGGGGUCGAUCAAGCUUGCAGAACAGAAAAAUGCGGCGGACUGCAUCACGGGAGUUACUGCGCACGAGCGGCAUGGAUAGAAUUAGCGCAGCAAGGAACGCGUCUUCGGGCCGUGACGGUGUGCCUGCGUUGGUUCCACGUGUGCGCGGGCCGAAGAAUCUAGCGCGAACAGGGACUCAGGUGACAACCGCAACAGCCUUGAGCGUGAUUGCACAGGAAUCCGCUCCGCAGCAGGAGCAGGAGCCGGCGGGUAUUAACCAGGCUUCAUAGAAUCGGGAGCCUACAACGCGCAAGCACUCGAAGGGGGAGGCUCCAGAUCUGGACCUGGGGUAACCAAGACCCGUCCAAUAAUGUCGAGGAAACAGAUACAGGACAAUGAGCUUUGCGAACAUGAAUAAAUUUACUUAUUUCACUCGUAGGCGCUGCUGUACGAGUACGCAUAAUAAAGCAGUUGUGAUCGAUCCCGGGUCAAGUAAUACCCUAUGAAAGCG